AUGGUACCCGAUCUUCUGCAACACCUCGACAAUGUCGAGAGGGCAUCUGUGCCCCAACCCGUCUCAGACCCCUUCAAGUUCCGCAGCGCAUACAAGACGGAUGAAGAACUGUCGGAAUUGCGCAGGCGUAAGAAGGGCAAGUCCCUCGAAGACUACCAUAAGCGGCAGAACAGUCUCAUCGAAGACCUCCUCAAGACCAUGGAAGACCACACCAACGACGCAAGGGUCGAGGAGGAAGCCGCUCGUUUACCAGUCAAGAUAGCCGUAUGGGCAAGCCUCAUUGCCAACCUCAGCCUCUGCGUACUCCAGAUGUAUGCGGCGAUCUCGUCGCUGUCGUUGUCGCUUCUGGCGACCGGUAUCGAUUCGGUUUUCGAUAUCGGGAGCAACGUCCUGCUGUUCUGGCUCCAUAAGAAAGCCGACGCCCUCGACAUGAACAAGUGGCCCGUCGGUGGUGCUCGCCUUGAGACCAUCGGGAACAUCGUUUAUGGCUUCUUGAUGGGAUCUGUGAACUUGGUCGUCAUCGUCGAGUCUGCGCGGACCCUCAUCACACAUAACGGAACCGACGACACCAACACCCUCCACGUCCCGUCUCUGAUCGCCGUCGGAGCAGCGUUGGGCGUGAAGUUUCUGCUAUUCUUGUACUGCUUCGGGUACCGAAACUCGUCCAGUCAGGUCCGCAUGCUGUGGGAGGACCACCGCAACGACCUGUUCAUCAAUGGCUUCGGUCUGCUCAUGUCCGCGGGUGGGAGUAAGCUCAGGUGGUACCUUGACCCGAUGGGAGCCAUCAUCAUCGCCGCCGGGGUCAUUAUUGCGUGGUCGCGCACUGUAUACCGCCAAUUCUGUUUGCUCGCCGGAAAGUCGGCGCCACACGACUUCAUUCAGCUUCUUAUCUACAAGACCAUGACAUUCAGUGACGAGAUUGAGAAGGUUGAUACUGUACGAGCAUAUCAUAGUGGACCUGAUUAUUACGUGGAAGUGGACGUGGUGAUGGACGCGAACACGCCGCUCUGGAAGGCACACGACGUCAGUCAGAGUCUUCAGGACAAGAUUGAGGUCCUGCCGAACGUGGGCCGUGCGUUCGUACAUGUCGACCACGAGGCAACCCACACUCCCGAACAUCGCAAGUUCAUGUAACUCACGGCUCGCGGAUCCCGCAGCUCACGCGACAUACCGAUACUCUCGCAAUGCUGUCAACAUUCAACGACAAGGACACGACUAAGAGAGAAGAACUGUUCUAACAGAGACUAUAGUGAAGAUUCUGAAAUUGCGAAAUUACGAUUAUGAUAAUGAAAUAGAGCGUACGAUCUACUUGUGUUACGACAAACACUCACUGCUCUGCACUUUCGUCAGCGGCAGUCGG
Messenger RNA from Dichomitus squalens LYAD-421 SS1, 1360 nucleotides. RefSeq names its product CDF-like metal transporter. Bases 1 to 1134 code for a protein of 377 amino acids. Gene Ontology annotation, molecular function: monoatomic cation transmembrane transporter activity. The transcript is spliced from 12 exons. Lineage: Eukaryota; Fungi; Basidiomycota; Agaricomycetes; Polyporales; Polyporaceae. Gene Ontology annotation, biological process: monoatomic cation transport; transmembrane transport. The record is from RefSeq and is a predicted model, not a curated record. Gene Ontology annotation, cellular component: membrane.